AUGGAAUCAAAGGCGCUUGCUCGUGGCGCGGUGGAUACAGAGCUUAUGCCACCUCCACCGCCUCCAAAGCGCAUAAAGCGGCCCAAAAAUGUCAUCGACGAGGAAUCAUAUACGGAUGCCAUCUCCGAAAUCAUCGCUCGAGAUUUCUUCCCAGGACUUGUAGAGGCAGAGACUCAGCAGGAAUAUUUGGAUGCAUUGGAAUCUCGAGAUGGGGCAUGGAUCACCAGUGCUGGCCGACGACUUCAACAUGUUAUGACGCCGGGUAGAAGAGUAGGAAGGCGAGGGACAUCGAUACAAACACCCGUGAGAGCAUCAGAGACACCAAAUGGCUAUGCAGGCGAGACCCCCAUGUCGGUAACCUCAAACAAUUUGAUGGCUUCCACCGCCAUGGCAAACCCAGGAGUCCGCAUCGAUACAAAUAUGAGCCUCGACAAGUUCCAGUCAUUAUACACAAGCGAGGACAAUGAAAGCUUUUAUAAGCUCCUGGACAAGCAGAAUCAAAAACGGGCGGAAAAAUAUGCAUGGAUGUGGUCAACCAACAAUAAAUUACCCUCAAAAAUGAUGCUGAAACAAAAAGAAGUUGAGCUGAAACUCUUAGAAUCGCGAGCAUCUAUCCACGACGAUGGCGGCGAAAGAAAAAAGCUCGCGAUUCGAGAUGUAGAAGAAAAACCGGCAAAACCAGACUCAUGGAAAUAUCAACCUAGGAACGGCUUUAUGUUCAUGCCAGACAGCGUGGAAGAUUCCAUUCAGACAAUAGCUCAAAAAGCCCAAGAGGAUUCAACCGCAGUUCCAAAAGGAGUUGCAUACGCAAACACCCGAAUGCCAGAAAGCAACAUUGCAACAGAAGCACUGAAUGUUCCUCCCUCACCUUCGCUAUCUGCAGUCAGGGAUGCAAUCGCUGGGCGGCGGCGAGCUAGUGACUUGGAGUCAGGCUUUGAUGGGAGCGAAACCCCACGUGUUAAUGGGUAUGCUUUUGUAGAUGAUGAACCAGAAGCUGACGAAUGUCCACCUGCGCCAGUAAUUAAUCUAGGGAAAGGCGAAUCCGUCAAAAAUCCAUUUGUCAUCAAAAAGCAAAGCAGAAGGGAAGAUCUACACCAUAGAAUGGUCGACAAGAAUGCCCAAACAAAGCGAGCGUCUAUCAAAAGUGGUAUGACGGGUAGAGCGGACUUAACUCCAGUUCCCAAGUUUCCUAGUAGCCCCAGAGUUGGGACAGGCUCACUUACUCCUGCUGCACAAAGACUGUGGAGUAAAGUUGGAAAUGGUAAAAUAGGUACGCCUGGUGGAUUUGGAGUCCAAACCCCGCGUACCGUCAGGCCAAAAUCAGGGUUGAAGAAGCCAUUGACGCCUUCAGGGAAAUGA
This is a messenger RNA of Hymenoscyphus albidus, 1359 nucleotides long. Lineage: Eukaryota; Fungi; Ascomycota; Leotiomycetes; Helotiales; Helotiaceae. The record is from the annotation of a GenBank genome assembly.